ACUACAGUGAAUGUGAGAGAAUGAUAAAAUGGUGCAUUCGUCGAUCAAACCGGGCCACACAUUCGAAGCCAGAAAUUAAAUUAGACAUCCACCAUUUUGUUUAUUUUUGCGAAAAUAUAUAAUAAGUCGGAAACGAUAGUGAGUUUUUGUACUUCGCCGCAAUAUCACGUUGAUAACGUAAUUCUGGCAAUGAUUGUAAGAUUAGGAAUGUGCUAUUAGCGUUCACUGCUGUCGAGCUCUUGUGUUGAAAUUCGCAGACAUCGGCCGCGCCGCUAGUAAACACUCUUUGAAAAUUAACAUCUUAUCUUCUAAGAAAAAUAAAAGUCCGAGUGCGCAGGGUAUUCGAGUCGAUGAAAGAGGUCCGUUGAAAUUCGUUCAGCGAAUAUUUAGUAAGACCAAAGGGAGUAAUCCCCAAGCAUUAAAGGAAAUCUCAAAAAGUUGUGGGCGACAGUCCCCGGUGGCGCGCCCGGCUAACAUGAAUCACACGCCUGCACCUGACAGGCAGCAGCACGACCCUAAUGUGAACCAGGUUGAAGAGAUGGAAACACAAGAAGUUGAAACUGUAGAUGCAAUUGAAGAUAAGAUUUGGCUUGAAGAUUUAAUGAAAGGACCCAAUGGAGGUGUAGAGAUGAGUGAUGUUAUGAAGAAUCAAGAGACUUCAUCAUCUGACAUGCCUUUGGCGUGUUUAGACGCUGAGAUGGAGGAUGAUGAAGCAAGGUCAGAAGCUACUUUCCGCUUCUCAGUCCCUAACUUCAGAAACCUCAAGGACUCUGUACUAUCUCCACCAUGUUAUGUUCGCAAUCUGCCGUGGAAGAUCAUGGUUAUGCCACGUCAAGCACCUUCUACUGACCGUCAACAACAGAGGUCACUGGGCUUCUUUCUACAAUGUAAUGGGGAAAGUGAGUCAUCAAGCUGGUCUUGCUAUGCUAUGGCUGAGCUGAGACUCAUCUCUCAUAAGCCAGAAACAGAACCAUUUUAUAGAAAAAUUCAGCAUUUGUUUUAUAGUAAGGAAAAUGAUUGGGGUUUCUCUCACUUUAUGUCCUGGAAUGAUGUGUUAGAUCCUGAAAAAGGCUAUAUCAAAGAAGAUUCCGUAACUUUAGAAGUUCAUGUCACGGCUGAGGCACCUCAUGGAGUCUCAUGGGAUUCCAAGAAGCACACGGGUUAUGUUGGUUUAAAAAACCAAGGUGCAACUUGUUAUAUGAAUUCUUUGUUACAAACACUGUACUUUACAAAUCAGUUGAGAAAGGCUGUUUACAAAAUGCCCACAGAAUCAGAUGACAGCACCAGAUCAGUUGCAUUGGCUCUGCAGAGAGUUUUCUACGAGUUACAGUUCUCUGAUAAACCUGUUGGCACAAAGAAACUUACAAAGAGUUUUGGAUGGGAGACACUAGAUUCCUUCAUGCAACAUGAUGUCCAAGAAUUUUUGAGGGUACUUUUAGAUAAACUUGAAAGUAAGAUGAAAGGUACGUGUGUUGAAGGCACCGUUCCACGUCUGUUUGAAGGUAAAAUGACUUCAUACAUCAAGUGCAAAAAUGUCAAUGUGUCUAGUACGAGAGUUGAAACGUUCUAUGAUAUACAACUUAAUAUCAAGGGAAAGAAGAACAUCGACGAAUCGUUCAAAGACUAUAUAAGUACGGAGACGCUGGACGGCGAGAACAAGUACGACGCUGGCGAGCAUGGCCUGCAGGAGGCGGAGAAGGGAGUCAUAUUCGCGUCGUUCCCGCCGGUGCUGCACCUGCACCUCAUGCGCUUCCAGUACGACCCCAUCACUGAUAGCUCCGUCAAAUUUAAUGAUAGGUUCGAGUUCUACGAGCACAUCAACCUGGACGCCUACCUGCAGGAGAAGCCGGAGACGCCGGCCGACUACACGCUGCACGCCGUGCUCGUGCACUCGGGCGACAACCACGGCGGCCACUACGUCGUGUUCAUCAACCCCAAGGGCGACGGGAAGUGGUGUAAAUUCGACGACGACGUAGUGUCGCGCUGCACGAAGCAGGAGGCCAUCGAGUACAACUACGGCGGCCACGACGAGGACAUGGCGCUCACUGUCCGCCACUGCACCAAUGCUUACAUGCUGGUUUAUAUUAGGGAUUCUCAGUUGAAGACUGUUCUCCAGGAAGUAACCCAAGCUGAUAUACCGACAGAACUCAGCGAACGACUUGCAGAGGAAAAAAGAAUUGAAACUAUACGUCGUAAGGAGCGCAACGAGGCGCAUCUUUACAUGAACGUGAACGUUGUACUCGAAGAAGCGUUCGACGGCCACCAAGGCAACGACUUGUACGAUCCCGAACGGGCGCAUUACCGAGUGUUCCGCGUACGGAAACAGGCCACCGUAGCCGAGCUUAUGGAGACGUUAGCCGAGAACUUCCGUUAUCCACAGAAACAUUUACGUCCCUGGCCGUUUAGCGCUCGUUCAAACCAGACUUGUAGACCAACAUGUCUUGACUUGGUCAAUGAUCAAAGCAAGUCAAUAGCAGAUAUAUCAGAAAAUAUGAAUCCAUGGAACAUUUUCUUGGAAAUGUUACCCCCUGACUCUGGCUUCAGUGCACUCCCGUCCUUCGAUAAGGAGAACGACGUGGUCCUCUUCUUCAAGUUCUACGAUCCUAAACAAAAGCGUAUACAUUACUGCGGCCAUCACUACCUGGCCAUAGCGAGCAAGCCAGCUGACCUCAUACCAAUACUCAACAAACGUGCUGGGUUCCCACCGGAAACACCUCUCGUUCUCUAUGAAGAAAUCAAACCUGACUUCGUAGAGAAGAUUAACAACUACAAUGACCCACUCGAAAAGGUAUUGGACGAGCUGAUGGACGGCGACAUCAUUGUGUUCGAACGCGCCGACAAUCGGCACGAAGAAUUGGAGCUGCCCACGUGCCAGGACUACUUCAAAUACAUCUUCUACAAGGUCGAAGUCCAGUUCGUCGACAAGUCUGUUCCCAACGAUCCCGGAUUCACAAUGGAAUUGUCAAUGCAGAUGCGUUACGACCAAAUGGCGCGAGCGGUUGGGCAACGUCUAAAUGUGGAUCCAUUUUUAAUACAGUUCUUUAAAUGUCAAAAUUACAAAGAUACUCCAGGACUGCCUCUCAGAUACUCUUAUGAUGGAAUACUUAAGGAUUUGCUAGUGUACUGUAAACCAAAGUGCCCUAAGAAAUUAUUUUACCAGAUUUUAUCUAUUAAAGUUAAUGAAUUAGACAACAAGAAACAGUUUAAAUGUUUAUGGGUUGGUCCAAAUUACAAAGAAGAUAAAGAAUUAAUUUUAUAUCCUAACAAAGGUGGAAAAGUAGCAGACAUUUUAGAAGAGGCAGCUAAAGUUGUAGAAAUGUCUCCAGAGGGUUCUGGAAGGUUACGAAUUGUGGAAGUUUCAUGUCAUAAAGUAUUACCUGGUCCUGACCCAGAGCUGACUUUGGACCAGGUGACUAUAUCACCGCCCAGACUGUACAGAAUAGAAGAAAUUCCGCGGGAUGAGGUCAAUUUACAGGAGGAUGAGAUAUUAGUGCCUUGCGCGCACUUCCAUAAGCAGGUGUACGCGACUUUCGGUAUCCCAUUCUAUACACGCGUUAAGCACCAUGAGCCUUUCCAAGCGCUUAAAGAUCGUCUCCAGAAUAAGCUGGACAUACCUGAUAAGGAGUGGGAAAAGUACAAUUUCGCUAUAGUAACAAAUGGCAGACCAAACUAUAUAAGCGAAGCAGCGACAAUUAACAUAUACGACUUCAGACCAAACAGCAAUGCAAAUCUAUCCCUUCCAGACGCAACGGGGCGGCCGUGGCUCGGCCUCGAGCAUAUCAACAAAACACCGAAGCGCUCGCGCGUCAACUACCUCGAAAAGGCCAUCAAGAUAUACAACUGAGCCUUACUCCCGCCAGCCACACACGUGCACCCAGUAAAAUACAAUUUAUAGUAUUACGCUCUACGAUUUGCUACUUGCCGCGGUACGAGCUCUGGACUCAUUUGUUGCCUUCAUACACUGGACUUGAGACAAACAAAUAUUUUUAAUCAUGCCUUUUCACAGUUUGUGUAUUAAAAGUACCAUUAUUAAAAACACCUCUUACAUGGAUUUUUUAUGCAUGUUAUUUAAGAAAUUUGAAUAUCGUGUGCAAAGUAUUAUUUUCAAUUAUAAUUGAAAUAUGCAAUAGUGAAAUAUUAGCUUAAAUGCAUAAAUCUCACAGUCCAGUGGGAAUUGUAAACAUAUAUUAUAUUUUUAUACGGAAGUGCCGUUUUGUUUACGAAAAAUAUAAUUUAUACAUUAUUUAAUAUAAUACAAGAGGCGGGGUUACAAUUGACAGAGCUAAUAUUAUAUUUAUUAAAAAUAGAAGAAAUAAUGUAUUUAUCAUAUGGGCAAAAAGUAUAUAAAAGUGUAUUUUACAAUUGGGUGGAUAAUUGAAGUGAAUAGCCUUAUAUACCUAUCUACAUCGUAACACCAAUAUUUGACUUCUUUUACAGCUUUCUACAUAUUACAUGGUUGAAACCAUUUUAUAGUAAUAAUAAUAUGAUCACGCAAUAGUCCUGCUAGCAAAACUAUUAAAGUUUAGUACUAGUUAUUAUAUUUAUUUUAUUCACAUUCAUUGCAUUAUGCAAAGCAUUUUCAACAAUGGUAUUCACAAUGACCUAUAUAUGAAAAUAAAAAGAUUGCUUGUAGACGAAAAUGGGAGUGUGUUAUAUUUCAUAAUUUAUUAUAAUUUCUGAGCAUAACCAGUGUUGAAAGUGUUUGAUAGAAUUUUCAAUAUUAAGUUAGUCUGAUUAUUACAUUUUUAUUGAAAUUUAGUAUGCAACUGGUUGGUUUAACUUAUAUAACUUAUAGUAAGCUGCCUGCUGGCUGUGCCAACCGUUUCAUUGCAAAUGCCGCUACUUUUACCAAUUGGUGUUCGGCAAAGUUUAACAUUUUUAAUAAAUAUAAAAUAUUAUUACUUAGACUAUUAGAUUACGUGACGUGAUUCAAUAGAAUUUUAUAUAAAAUUUUAAUGUGUCUGUGUUAAGCUUUGUAUGGGAAUAUUAACAAAUGAAAAUGGAAUUAUGUCUUUGAUUUAAUUGUAUUGUAGAAAUUAUUGCCUAAGGACACAUUUGCUACACAAAUAAUUUUUCAAUCUGUCACAGUGACUAAAUUUAAUUAAUUAGAUUAUCAAUCUUAUUAUAAUCUAUCUGUAGCUUCUUUAAAGUUUGUACUUGAAUUAUUUUUAAUCUUUAUUUUCUUUCAAAAGUCAUAAUAUAUUUAAUAAUAUGUAUGUUAUGGUAAUAAUUCCUUUUAUCAACAUAUUAUUAAGUUUUAUUUGUUUAACAUUUCAUAAUUUUCUAAUACAUCAUAUUUUCUUUUAAGCUAUUUAAGUAACUUGAUUAAUUAACCAACUCAGAUUUGUAUGAAAAAAUUGUGAUAUGUUUUAGGAAAGCUUGUAAAUAGCGGAACUUACCGCUUAGAAAUUUAAAUCAUAUGUAGUUACGCUUUUUAUCAAAUUUGAAGUCUAUAUAAUAAUGUAAUCUAAAAAUGUUUAUAAAUUGUUGCCGAAUCACCAAAUCGUGUACAUUCAAGGAGACAUAAAUUCAUAACAAAUCAGAAUAGAUAAUAAGUUGGCAGUGUUGUCUUUGAAUGUACAUAUUCAUGCACAUAAUAGAUGUAACAUUAGCCCAUAUUGUUAAUUCUGGCUAAAAGCCCCAUCAUCGGAACUUGUAUGUUACUAUUUAAUUUUUUUACUUGACCAGAAAUGUUACGUUAUCAAUAAAUGAUUAUGUCGAAAUUAUGUAUAUAUAUGAUGUAAUAAAUUAAGAAAAAUACAGUAAGUUUUCGUAAAGAUGCCUUAGACAUUUUAAGACGUUUUUAGUGAUUUGCGAUGAUACCAAUUAAUUUAUACCCUUUUUAAUUUUCUUUUACAACUUAAAGUAACUUAUUCACAUUAUGUAAGAGAUGGUUUGUGUGAUACGAAUUAUUUUGAUAUUCUGCGUCGUUACAAAAAUGCUUCAUUUUUAUUUAACAAUGUGUGUCGGUUGCGCUAAUUCAUUAACAAGGUUUGAGGUAUUUUGAGACGAACAUAGAAACAGUGGUUUAGAUUACCGCUGAACCUAAUAAAUUAGGACAAAUGGGAUUAUAGACUUAGUUGAUUUACUGAUUAUCCAUCUAGAACCCCAUGUAAGGCGAGUCUGUACACAGCUUGUACACAAACUAUUGGAGAUUAUUCCAAAGUUUGUUAUGUUGGAUUUUGAAUGUUUCUCUGAAUAUAAUCCUAUAUUUGUUUAA
Messenger RNA from Vanessa tameamea, 6220 nucleotides. It is a transcript of the gene Usp7, whose product is annotated as ubiquitin carboxyl-terminal hydrolase 7. The transcript has 23 exons. Gene Ontology annotation, biological process: regulation of protein stability; protein deubiquitination. Gene Ontology annotation, cellular component: cytosol; nucleus. The coding region runs from base 476 to 3844 and encodes 1122 amino acids. Gene Ontology annotation, molecular function: protein binding; cysteine-type deubiquitinase activity. The record is from RefSeq and is a predicted model, not a curated record. Lineage: Eukaryota; Metazoa; Arthropoda; Insecta; Lepidoptera; Nymphalidae.